AUGAAAAGAGCUUCUGCGGAUAUUCGUCAAUCUUGUGCUGUUUAUGAAGAGGCUAGGGCUAGCCUCAAACAUCAAACCUUAUUAAAAGAUUUCCUUCAAUUGCAGAAGAUGAAAAGUGCUUCUGUGGAUUUUCGUCAAUCUUGUGCUGUUGAUGCAGAGGCUAGGGCUAGCCUCAAACAUCAAACCUUAUUACAAGAUUUCCUUCAAUUGGAGAAGAGAUUGAAGAAGAAGAUGCAAAGGGCUUCUGCGGAUUUUCGUCAAUCUUGUGUUGUUGAUGAAGAGGCUAGGACUAAACUCAAACAUCAAACCUUAUUACAAGAUUUCCUUCAAUUGCAAAAGGAAUUUGUUUCUCAGAAAAGGAAAUUGCCGAUUCCAAAGCAAAAGAGAGAUACCCUUUUGGCCGAAGUUCGAUUCUUGAGUUGGCGAACAAGAUGUCAGUUGAAAUAUCAAUCUCCCAAAUUCCAACCAGUAAAAGAUCCUGUUCAUCGGCCAAAUUUGGUUGUAACACGAAAAAUGCAUGAAAGAGAAGGAAAUUGUAAUGCCUAUAAAGAUGCAUUGGAGAAUCCAUGCCCAGUUUGGGUUUCAAUUACAAAUAGGAGAGAUAAAGAGGAAGGAGAAGGGGAGGAGUAAGUAUGUAGGCAGGCAUUGAGAGUAGGAAAGAAACCUUAGAGUUACUUGCUUAACAACAAAAGAGUAGGCAAAGGAAAAUGUCAUGGCAAGAUCCAGUGACGUUGAAGGUGU
Molecule: messenger RNA, 741 nt
Organism: Ilex paraguariensis (yerba mate)
Lineage: Eukaryota; Viridiplantae; Streptophyta; Magnoliopsida; Aquifoliales; Aquifoliaceae
Source: the annotation of a GenBank genome assembly